Closterium sp. NIES-67 is the source of this 1774-nucleotide messenger RNA. The record is from the annotation of a GenBank genome assembly. NCBI's taxonomy places the organism in Eukaryota, Viridiplantae, Streptophyta, Zygnematophyceae, Desmidiales, Closteriaceae.
CACAGCUGCUCAUUGCUCAUUCACCACCUUGGCAGCUGCUUGGGUGCUCCUCCUCCUUGAUUCGCAGCUCGACAGUCGCUGGUCAUGGCGCUUCAGCCUGUGCACUCUCUUCGUGUGCACUCCUUGCCUGGAGUCUCGCAUCCUAUUUGCUCCGUCGGAGGCCACUCCUGCAUCCGAUCACUCACCGACGGCCUCCCGCAUCCCACACACCGUGUAGCAUCCUCCGCAAGCUUACGAAGUCAUGGACGUGCUUCAUUGAAUUUCCGUCCUGGGACGUCUCUCUCCCGUGUCACAUCAGCACCUACUCGCAAAAGAGCAUUAACCGCAGCUGCCUCGGUGGGUCAGAACGAGCCAACUUCACAGCGCGAGGGGGGUGCGUCAUUAGCGUCCUUUGCCUCUGAUGGCUCCUUCCCACCACCUGAUGGUCCCUCUAGGGCACCAACAGGCCAUGACCGGACGGAGCCUGUGGACGUGCUGAAGAGUCGCUUAGGCCAAUCCUUGUCGCUGCUGUUUGCAAAUCCGUCGCAUAGUAUUCGCGAAGCAUGCGACCAACUCGGACGGUUUGCUGCGUCCAUCGCUAUCACCGCGACUGUCCUGUCAUCCGCCAUGCCAGCAUACGCUGGUGCCGUGCUGGCACCGCCACGUAAGCUUAUGGCGGAUGAGCUGGCGACGGUGAAGCUGUUCAACGACAACACCGCGUCCGUCGUGUACAUUACGAACCUCGCCACUAGGAAGGACGCGUUCACUCUGGAUGUGAUGCAGGUGCCGCAGGGGACAGGGUCGGGCUUCAUAUGGGACACGGAGGGCCACGUGGUCACCAACUUCCACGUCAUCAGGCGCGCCUCCGACCUCAGAGUGACCCUAUCAGACCAGUCGGUGUACGCGGCGACGGUGGUGGGAGCGGACCCAAACAAGGAUGUGGCGGUGCUGCACAUCGAUGCCCCCGCCAACAAGCUGAGACCGCUGCCCGUGGGGUGCUCCUCCGACCUGCUCGUCGGCCAGAAGGUCUUCGCCAUCGGCAACCCUUUCGGACUGGAUCACACACUCACAACCGGAGUCAUCAGUGGAUUGCAGCGUGAGAUAACAUCGGUGACGCGGCGGCCCAUUCAGGACGUGAUUCAGACGGACGCGGCCAUCAACCCGGGCAACAGCGGGGGGCCUCUCCUUGACUCCAGCGGCACGCUCAUCGGCAUCAACACCGCCAUCUACUCGCCCUCGGGCGCAUCCUCGGGCGUCGGAUUCGCCAUCCCUGUCGACACAGUGAGUGGCAUCGUGGAUCAGAUCAUCUCGUACGGCCAGGUCACUCGGCCCGCACUCAACCUGGCGUUUGCACCGGAGCAGCUGGUGGAGCAGCUCGGCAUCUCGGGCGUGCUCGUGCUCGAAGUCAACCCCAGUGGCGCCGCCGCCAAGGCCGGUCUGCGCCCCACGUCGCGCGACAGCUUUGGGCGGCUGCUGCUGGGCGACAUCAUCACAGCCAUUGACGGCAAGCCCGUCCAGUCGGGGUCCGACCUCUACAAGAUCCUCGACAAGUGCAAAGUGGGCCAGACGGUUGACGUGCGUGUGCUGAGAGGGGACGACGAGGUCAGUGUGCCCGUCACAUUGGACGGGCUCAGUGGGUGAUGUGCAGCUGGGUGACCUGCUCACUUGAACGGACCCGUGGGGCCCUGAUAGAACAAGGAUGGAUGUCGGGAGUUGUGGCACAAGAGUGAAUAUAUUAUUUAUUGCAUUGCACCUUGCAGACUCAAGCUUCUUAGUGGAAGCAGGAGCAGGACAG